UCAAUCAGAGUUUACUGGUGUAACGUCACGCAACGUAUUUAAUAUUCAUGAGACAAGCGCGGAGGCUGUUUAAAGUUAAAUAAACGCCGCGGCGCGACUCGUGUUGCACACAGUGUGCAGCGGCGCUGAGGGACAGGCGACGAAACGAAAAGAGACGAACAGAACCGAACCUGCGCGACAACAAGACUCUUCUAGAGAAUGACGUCCAUUUGUCCAAGAUGCGAUAAGACUGUGUUUUUUGCUGAGAAAGUGAGUUCUCUGGGGAAAAACUGGCACCGUUUCUGUCUGAAAUGUGAACGAUGUAGUAAGAUUCUGUCUCCUGGAGGCCAUGCGGAGCAUGAUGGAUUGCCUUACUGUCAUAAACCCUGCUAUGGAACACUCUUUGGACCAAAAGGUGUAAAUAUUGGAGGGGCGGGGUCUUACAUAUACGACACACCUCCUCAGACACCAGUCAACAAAUCAUGUAACAGCCCUUCAGACGGUUCGCCCACCACACCUUGGACCAGCUCACAGAUCAGCUUUAAUCAACCUAAAGCUGAGAAGGUGAUGUCACUGGGUCGCAACUGGCACAGGCCUUGUCUUCGCUGUGUGAGGUGCAAGAAAACACUGACCCCUGGUGGCCAUGCAGAGCAUGAGGGCACUAAAGCAAAUGAGAUAAAUGCAGUGAAUAAAAAGUUUCAAAAGCUAUGUCUUAACCCAGACUAG
Sinocyclocheilus anshuiensis is the source of this 705-nucleotide messenger RNA. Its product is annotated as cysteine-rich protein 2-like. The record is from RefSeq and is a predicted model, not a curated record. The transcript has 6 exons. The coding region runs from base 199 to 705 and encodes 168 amino acids. NCBI's taxonomy places the organism in Eukaryota, Metazoa, Chordata, Actinopteri, Cypriniformes, Cyprinidae.